AUGCAUGUUGAAGAUAUAAUAAAAAGAUACACAGUAGCAUAUGCUGACAACAUAGGCAAUGUAAGAGAAAAACUUAAACAAGAAGGCAUAAGAAAGCUGAAAAUAUUCAUCUGCUCCAAAAAUGCUACUGGAGAAUGUAACCAUUGCCCCUUCAAAUCCGCACGUACGAGGGAUCUUCAUGAGGAACUGAAGCAUAACAUGGACAUGUCAGAUAAUGUAUAUUUAAAUGUAAUCCAUGUUCACCGCGAACCUGAUGUAAUACAGCAGCCUAUUAUAAAGGACCACGUCCUAUGUUAUCAGAAAGCCUUGUUCACUAUCAAUCUGCUACUGAAGAACUUGAAUGAUGCAAUAAGACAGGGAGAUGGUGAACGAUUAAUCGAAAGUUAUAAGUUGGUUCUGCUUUACUUCAAGGCAACUCGGCAUCACAAAUACGCAUACACCAUCCUGAAGUUGUUAUACCGAAUCAGAUUGGAACCGGAAAAUGCAUUCAAGUUGACCUGGGGAAGGUUCAUUAUUACACAGGGAUACAAAGGAAGAAAUAUAUCAAAUGAUCUUCACCUGGAACAUUUAAAUCAUUUUUUAAAGGAAUUACUGCGUUCAUUACGUAGCAACAUCAAUGAAAAAAAUGCUGAAAGGGUGUCGUAUACAUUACAAAAUAUGAAAGGAAUUGUUGACAACUUGGAAAGGUCACUGGAAUUGUCUGAGGUCAAGGGUCAUAGAAAGAUGCCAUCUACUAUUGAAGACGUAAAGAAGUUGGCACUUGCAUAUCAUCAGGCUAAAGUAUUUAGAGAAACACCAGGAAGAGAAUAUGAAUCGUUUCCAAAUUUUAAAGAAACAAUAUUAUGCUCAAUAGAUGCAGAUCAUCUACAUAAGUGGUUAUCACAGAAAGAACACGAAUUCAACGAACUUUAUACCUGA
Molecule: messenger RNA, 918 nt
Organism: Hydractinia symbiolongicarpus
Lineage: Eukaryota; Metazoa; Cnidaria; Hydrozoa; Anthoathecata; Hydractiniidae
Exons: 4
Coding region: 1-918 (305 amino acids)
Source: RefSeq, a predicted model, not a curated record